CCUCUGACGACUUGUUUUGAUACCAUUCAUUUAUACACUUUUGCUUGCCAAUGAUAUCCGAUUUCCGAACGUUAAUACGAGUCUUGAUCGAAACAACACAAUCCAGAUGAGUGCGGCCAGUGCGGCCUGGGCCAACUCGGCUCCUCGAUUACUCCGAUCUUCUAUACCAUGCCCGCAACCAAGUGCAAGUCUCACACGCAAAGCCCAGACAAGGGCAUUCUACAACACAGCAAUACCUAAGAGACCUUCAUCACGCCUCCCUCCGUGCUCCCGUUCUUCGAGAUGUCCGUCGACAAACGUACGACUCUUUUCCACUACCUCGGCAUUUCAAGCGACGAAAGAUCCCUACGCUACGCUCGGAGUCGGGAAGAGUGCCAGUGCAUCAGAGAUCAAGAAAGCCUACUACGCUAUGGCUAAAAAGUAUCAUCCUGACACGAACAAGGAUCCCGGCGCAAAGGAGAAGUUCACAGAUGCUCAAUCAGCCUAUGAGCUGUUGAAUGAUCCCCAGAAGAAAGCUGCUUAUGAUCAGUUUGGAGCAGCAGCUUUCGACCAAGGCGCUGGUUUUGAUCCUAGUGCCGGAGGCGGACAUCCUUUCGGAGGCGCUGCUGGAGGAAAUCCCUUCGCCGGUUUUGGUGGAGGGUUCGGGGCCGAGUUCAACUUUGAAGACCUCUUUGGUGCCUUUACUGGAGGUAGUCGUCGUGGCCGAAGAGGAAGAUCACCUUUCCAAGAAGAAAUAUUACAGGGUGACAACAUUGAAGUCCAAACCAAUAUAUCGUUCAUGGACGCUGCGAAGGGUGUAACGAAGAAUAUCACCAUUACGCCUCUUGUUGAAUGCGGCACAUGUAAAGGCAACGGAAUGAAAAAAGGUUCCCAGAAACAACAAUGCAAAUCAUGUAAUGGCACGGGUACUCGGGUACAUGUGAUGCAACAAGGGUUUCAUAUGUCGAGUACGUGCUCUACGUGCGGAGGAAGCGGAGUUACCAUUCCAAGGGGUUCAGAGUGCGAUACUUGUGCUGGCAAUGGAGUAAUACGACAAAGGAAGACUGUUCAAGUCGACAUUCCAGGAGGAGUUGAAGAUGGAAUGAGACUUCGCGUUUCUGGAGAGGGCGAUGCGGCCCCAACAGGUACGGCUGUGGGAGCAAAUGUUCGAAGCGUACGCGGAGAUCUCUACGUCUUCAUUCGUGUAGCACCAGAUGCAAGGUUCAGCCGGAAUGGAGCGGACGUGCUCUAUACUGCUGCAAUACCUCUUACUACCGCUCUGCUUGGUGGUGAAGUCACGGUCCCGACGUUAGAGGGAGAGGUGAAGGUAAAGAUCGCAACUGGAACUGGCACUGGUGACAGGAUAACACUGCCUGGCAAGGGUAUGAAGCGCCUAGGUGGGCGGCGGGAUGCUUCAGGUGAUUUGAGGGUCGAGUUCAAGGUCAACAUGCCCAGAUACCUUUCUGCCAACCAGCGAACUCUUUUGGAGAUGCUGGCAGAUGAGAUGGGCGACAAGACCGCAAAGAGGAUUAUGAACAUCGACUCCUUAAAGAAGGAAACAUCCUCAGACUCCAACUCGAAGCCAUCAAACAAAGCUGCAGAUCACAAGAACGAGGGAUUUCUCAAAUCUGCAUGGCAUAGACUGACCCAUCAACAUGACAACCUGGAACCCGAAGAGAAAGGCUCUCAGGGCAAGACAGACUCGAAAGACGAUGACGAGCCAAAGAAGGCCUCAGGAUCUGGCUAACCUCCUGCUUCCUUCGCGAUCCACCAUUUCUCAAUCAUCUUGAUUCAUACUUCAUAGCGACGGCGACAACGAGGACCUCCAGGGAUUGUACGUCAUCUAUAGCGGAUUUUCUCAACCGUGGCACUUGGGUUGUCCAUGUGUGCCUUUGGUAGUUGAAGUUUUCGAAAAUGUAUAUGUAUUGUUGACCUUGAUUAUUAAGAGGACAGAAUACCCUUCAACUCAGUGUACAAUUACAUACUAAAUGAAAGCUAAAAGCACCACAAUAUAUAUAAAUAUAAAUAUAACCAUAACUA
Exophiala oligosperma is the source of this 2019-nucleotide messenger RNA. RefSeq names its product chaperone DnaJ. Gene Ontology annotation, biological process: protein refolding; response to heat. The transcript is spliced from 2 exons. The record is from RefSeq and is a predicted model, not a curated record. Lineage: Eukaryota; Fungi; Ascomycota; Eurotiomycetes; Chaetothyriales; Herpotrichiellaceae. Gene Ontology annotation, cellular component: cytoplasm. The coding region runs from base 107 to 1726 and encodes 539 amino acids. Gene Ontology annotation, molecular function: ATP binding; heat shock protein binding.